UCAUUCGUCCACCUAGCGGAGCGCACGAGACAUCUUCAAAUACCGCCGUCUGCUCAAACACAAAGUUCGCCCCAAUCAAGUCACGCGAUGUGCAGCAGAUUGACGAACGCCAGCUAGUGGCUUCCCAGUCAUGGCCUCUCCGCAAGAAACGAGCGAUCCCCCUGCGGUGGAUUUCCGAACUUCUCCGAGUGGUGGUCUUCCCAAUGGACUGUCCCACCAGCAGAACACGACUUCAGGCGGUGUCAGAGUUAACCUCCAUGAAAACCCGUUGCACGGUGCUUCGCUGGAAUGCAAGAGAACGCCUUCACCACAGCCCGUCGACAAGACACAGUACCACGACGGAACCUUGUGUCCCGAGGUGGUCGCCUUCCAACCGGCAUGGAACAGCGGCCGAGACGUUUCCCCGUCCUCCGUCUCGCUUCCUCGCAAGUGCAGUCAUGCUGUGCCAGCUCUUACGGUGGAGAGGAGGCCUCUGACGCCCUACCUCUUCCUCAUCAUAUUUAUCCUCGUCACCCUGUGUUGUGUCUUCGCCUACCUGGCUUUCAUGGCACCGCCCGCUCUUCCAGUUCAAGAUGGAUCCAAGAUCUGCCUCACGCAAGAAUGCGUAAAAACAGCUUCAUCGCUGCUGAACGGAAUGGACCAGACAGCUGACCCCUGCGAAGACUUUUUUCAGUUCGCUUGCGGUACAUGGAACAAGCGACACCAGAUACCCGAAGAUCGGCCUAGCGUGUCCACUUUCGAGGUACUCGCCGAUGAACUACAGAUCAUCCUGAAAGACCUGUUGGAGGAACACGCCACACCCUACGACAACAGUGCAACCAUCAAAGCAAAACGGUUGUACAAUUCCUGUAUGAGGCUGAACGUGAUCGAAAGUAUGGGCGACCGACCGCUACGCCACCUGCUGCGAUCGUUGGGCGGUUGGCCGGUGACACAGAAGAACUGGACUGCCCCACCCUGGCCCUUUGAGAGACUUCUGGGAAUACUCCGCGGUCAGUACGACCAGUGUGUCAUCGUCGAACAAUGGGUCGGUCCAGACGACAAAAACUCCUCCGUCAACAUCAUACAGAUUGACCAGCAGAUGACCUUUGGCCUUCCUAGCCGGGAAUAUUACCUGAAUGACAGCAGCGAGAAAGACCGGCACGCUUAUCACAGGCUUAUGGUGGAAGUGGCGAUGCUGCUUGGAGCUGAUCAUGAAGAUGCUGCCGUGCAGAUGGAGAAAGUGCUCGACUUUGAGACCCGGCUUAACAACAUAUCAGUUCCAGAAGCGGAUCGCCACGACACCGGCUCCAUCUACAAAAAGAUGACUCUGCAAAUGCUAUCAGAAAUGGUGCCAGAGUUCAACUGGACCGAGUACCUGUCCACUUUCCUGCCCGUGAGCCUGUCAGACGACGAGCCUGUCGUGAUCUACUCAGUUCCCUACCUCCAAGAAAUCGGACCAAUUCUGCAGCAGUCUGACAGAAGGACUUUGCACAACUUUGCCAUUUGGCGCCUCAUCAACUACCUCUUACAAUACCUGGAUGGAGAAUAUGCCGACAAGCGGAAUGACUUCCGCAAGGUUAUGCAAGGCAUCUCUGCAGACAAAGUGCGUUGGCAUCAUUGCGUCGAACUGGCCAAUAAGAAAAUGGGAAUGGCAGUCGGUGCCCUGUUUAUUAAGGACAACUUCGACCCCAGGAGCAAGGAGACAGCAACGGAAAUGAUCCAUAACAUACGAGAAGCAUUCAAUGAACUACUCAAAGAGAAUGACUGGAUGGACGUCGAAACCCGAAAAGUUGCUGAAGAAAAGGCCAACGCAAUGAACGAGCGGAUAGGAUAUCCUGACCUUCUGACAAACCCGUACGAACUUUCCAAAGAAUACGAUACGCUCGAGAUACACGAAGAGCUCUAUUUCGAAAACAUCUUGAACAUCCUCAAGUUUGAAGCCUCAAAGAACCUCCACAAGCUUCGUCAACCGGUGAACAAGGAUAAGUGGGCGACUGAGCCAGCGGUUGUAAACGCGUUCUACAAUCCGAACAAGAACGACAUCGUUUUCCCAGCUGGGAUAUUGCAACCACUGUUUUACAGCCAGCAUUUCCCAAAGUCACUCAAUUACGGAGGAAUUGGAGUCGUUAUUGGCCACGAGAUAACGCAUGGGUUUGACGACAAAGGUCGGCAGUUCGACAAAAACGGGAACCUGAAGCAGUGGUGGAACAACAAAACGAUAGAAACCUUCCGUCAGCGUGCCCAGUGUAUCAUUGACCAGUAUUCCAGCUACGUUUUGGAGGAUAUCAAUCUGAAUGUGAACGGCAAGCAAACGCAGGGCGAAAACAUCGCGGAUAACGGAGGCCUGAAGCAAGCCUACCGUGCGUAUAAGAAAUGGGUUAAGCAACACGGCGAGGAACAUCUACUGCCUGGCGUCAACCUCAACCACGAUCAACUUUUCUUCUUAAAUUAUGCCCAGAUCUGGUGUGGUACGAUGAGACCAGAGGAGGCGCUCAGCAAAAUCCGAAGCUCUGUGCACAGCCCUGGACCAAUAAGGGUACUCGGACCCCUCUCCAAUUCCUACGACUUCGCUCGAGUUUACAACUGUCCGAAACACAGCCGCAUGAAUCCACAAAAGAAGUGCUUAGUUUGGUGAAUGUGCUGGACAAAAGUGUCCGCAAAAGGACCUCGAAGCACGGGCGAGGACAUUCAUCCUGUGAAUGCAGACGUCAACACGCGAGAGCUUCACGGGAGGAGGGAUGCCGAACUCUUGUGCCGGAGCAAAUAUCCGGAUGUUUUCCCAAGACUUUUCAUCCUACUCAGUUUUUUUAUACUUUUCUCACAUCUGCGAAAGUUUGACGUCUGCAAGGAAGACACGCCGGGGGACGACCAUGUGAAUGAGAGACUCGGAAAGUGUUGUUCCGUAAAAUAAGGUCGCACGUUUUUUCUCUUUCUAUAGCUUUAUUUUAACUUAUGUAACCUCUGUGAAGCUCUCUCAAAGUCAUCUAAUGGGCACACUAGGCACCAGCCACAUAUCUGUACACAAGGUGACUGCAAGGUGUUCCUUCCACACCACAGGCUGUAAGAGACGACACGCAACAUCAACGGGACCGAUCACAGGACAGACCUCGCAGCACAUCGAGCAACCUUUUAAUGGGGUACUUUGAAAAAUGCAUUUAUACCAUAUUCUCAAUUCAUCAUGUACUUAUAACGUAUCUUCGCUUUAAGCAGUGUACGACACUUUCUUUCUUUAAUGGUCCUGUCUGUCAUAUUCUCACUGUGCUUUUGCAGAUUGACACAUCAAGCUUGUCUUUUACAUUGUGUACAUACGUUGUUACAGAUCACCGAAGCUGCUUGAAAUAAAGUGUGUGCCAUCAUCAA
Messenger RNA from Ornithodoros turicata, 3339 nucleotides. Its product is annotated as neprilysin-1-like. Gene Ontology annotation, molecular function: metalloendopeptidase activity. The coding region runs from base 131 to 2614 and encodes 827 amino acids. Gene Ontology annotation, cellular component: plasma membrane. The record is from RefSeq and is a predicted model, not a curated record. Gene Ontology annotation, biological process: protein processing. Lineage: Eukaryota; Metazoa; Arthropoda; Arachnida; Ixodida; Argasidae. The transcript is spliced from 20 exons.